AUGGCUCUCAUCAUCGAUGGUUACGAUAAAUUUGCGGCCUUCAUCACGUGGCACCCAUCAGUACAAUUCAUCCAUCUUCAAUGGACAGACUACACCUCCACCGUCCGGGUCCGGAUUCUCACCCUCCGCCACUUCCAGGCCCUUCUCGAAGCCAAAACAAACCUUGCCCUGUGCCGACACUAUCUGUGCCUCAUUGACAUCGGGCUCCCACUCACAAACGUCGACCCUGGCCGCCCUGCAGGACAGAGCUUCCUCCUCCCCGACUUCAACACCAUCCACCUUUGCCCGAGCCUGAACACCGCAGAAGAACACGCCGUUCUUUUAUGCUACUUUGGCAACGGAACCCCCCUCCAUCAAGAAAUCCACCACUCCCCCCUCACCCUUUCCGCCCCCUUCUGCCCCCGCCGCGCUCUGCUCCAAGCCAUUCAAGCAGGCGAGGAAAUCGGCCUCUACUUCCGAGUCGGCUUCGAGCUCGAAUUCAGCGCCGUUCAGCCCAAACACAGUGCCAAAACAGCAGAAAUCCACGCCUCCUCCGGCCUCCGCGCCAUAGAGUCCUUCAUGCUCCCCGUGCUAUCCACCAUCACCAAACAGCUCGAGUCCGCGGCAAACGUCCCUGUUGAACAGUUCCACUGCGAGGGAAGCGACAAUGCCUACGAGCUAGUGCUAGGCCACUUGCCCCCCAUGGAAGCAGUAGAUGGUCUCGUCACCGCCAAGGAGACCACCCGACGAGUGUGUAGGGAGAAUGGGAUUGAGGUGCUGUUUAAUCCCACCAUGCCCGAGAUCAACGGGUUGCACACGAAUAUUUCGGUGCAGAGUCUGCGGGGUGAGGUUGGGGAGGUGGAGGAGAGUUUUCUUGCUGGGGUGAUGCAGCAUUUGGGGGCGUUGUGCGCGUUUGCUAUGCCUAGGCCGGAGGGGUAUGCCCGGACGAGGGCGGGGCAGUGGUGCGCGGGGAGGUGGGUUUCUUGGGGGACGGAUAACAGGGAGGGGCCGGUUAGGAAGAGGGGGAGGGUGUGA
Podospora pseudopauciseta is the source of this 1014-nucleotide messenger RNA. RefSeq lists its product as uncharacterized. The transcript has a single exon. Gene Ontology annotation, molecular function: glutamine synthetase activity. The record is from RefSeq and is a predicted model, not a curated record. Bases 1 to 1014 code for a protein of 337 amino acids. Lineage: Eukaryota; Fungi; Ascomycota; Sordariomycetes; Sordariales; Podosporaceae.